AGCCUCACACGAGGGUGUGCUGAAAAGGUGUGCCAGGGUUGUGAAUUUCUCACUCUCUGCUGUUGAAAAAAUACUAAAUUAUCCCUUCUUGCAAUUUUCACGGCAGUUCUGUGUCCCAAUUAGAACGUGCUAUAUAGGCAAACAUUCCCAAGCAUCCCCUAUAUAAUUUUUGUCUGUUAAUUUUACCUUUAAACCAUUUUUUUCUGUGUUGUGUUGCCUACACUGCUGUGUGCAGAGACGCAUUCCCCCUCUAUCCACCCCCCAAAAAGAGAAGGUAGCAAUAAAAUCAAUAAGACAAAGUGGAUCACCUCACGAAUGCAUUAAUUAAUAAUUCAUCCAAGUUUUUUCCUUCCACCCUCCCAAUUGUCUCCCCAUCUUCCCCCCUUUUAGCGUAGCCACGCCAUCGCGGCGGCAAGAAAUGUGCUUUUUUACUGUUUGACCGUUGAAUUGGUGGCUCUCCUGUAAUCAUCCCUCCGCGGUAUCAAUGUAAGAGGGAGGCAAAAAAAGUAAUAAAAGAAUAAAAAGUCGUGAUCCGGGAGUUUUGUGGACAUUCUAACAUGGUGUGCAGUCAUCUAGUUGAACAACCGCCGCCGCCCCCAAGGAGACACCCAAAGCGCCAUAAUGCCGCAUUUUAAGCGUCGCUCAAAAAAACGCGCCCUCUACUAUCAUUCAUCUCCGCCCAAGGUUUUGGGCAUGAGUAUACAAUUGGCGGGAAAUGUGGGUCAGGAUCCACCUCCGAAAGAAGUUUUCAACAUAAAACCCUCAAAUAUUCGCAUUUGGAUCCAUGAUAAAGACAUACCGAAGCUGACAAAGGUCCUCUGGGCAGGGCAGGGGAUGAAGCUACGAUCGGAGAUUAGUACACAUCCCCGAAUGAGGAAGUUCCUUGAAUCAGUUCCCUACAUUCUGAAUGUGAUAAAAGAAAUCCACACAGCCUGUAUAGACAAUGAUGUGGAAUACCUGAUGAAACGUACGGCACAUCCAAUGCCGCCAAUUGUAUUAUCAACGAAAGACCAAAAUGGCCUUACAGCACUCCACAAAGCAGCUGGAUUGGCGCAUGUAAAGUGCGUGGAGUACCUGCUAUCGAUAUGGCCGGAAGCAGCCAUGGAUGUGGAUGACACGGGGAAGCUUCCACUGCAUUGGGCGGCGGCGGCGAAGAACAAUGAGCGCUCAUUCAAUCUGCUCGUACAAGCGGGCGCCGACGAAACGGCCACCGAUAACAAAAUGAAAGCGGCCGAAUACUACAAGCAGAGACCGCAAGAAAUGGACAAAUCCCUCUUGACCGUCAUCCCAGAAGCGCCCCGCAUUGCCCACACCAUGGUUCCGGACUUUGAUUGGAGCAUAAUUACGGAAGCAAGGAAGUGGGGAGGCAUUCAAACACGUGCAUCACUCAAAAAAUCGACAUCCCUUAUUUUGGAUACAGCCACCGAUAAAAGCACAGCUUUAGAUGGUAGACGCGGAGUGCUAUCUGAGAAAGCGUCAUUCAGUGUCAUUUCCAGGAAUGGUAGCCUCUCAUCCGAUAACAUCGACACCAACACAUCAGAUGAUCCAACGAAUGUCACCACACCGGAAACAGUGGAAGUUAAUGGAGUUAGAAGUGAGAGUGAGCUUCAGAGUGCUGCAAUCCCCGAAGAGGAUGAAAUGCCGGGGAAUUUGCACGAAGCCGCCGCCCGGACUGUUGCUUCUGUGGCUCCUUCUGCAAUUUUUGCAAGAAACACCGAAGCCAAUACCAAGAAGAGACCACCCACACCGCACUAUCGUGUUAUUGAGGACAAUUUUGCAAAUGGCAGCAGCAAUGCUGCCACAACGACUGAAAGUGAUGCCAAUGAGGGUGAAGAGGAGGAUGAAGCGCAAAAGGAUUUGGUUACUUCUCAGGAAAAUGACGAUGGCACCGCAGCCGAUGGGAUGACCAAUUCCCAGAACACUGAUACCCCCCUGACUGAGGUGGAAGCUGCUGGUGAGGAAGAAGAAGUUGCCAAGGAGGUGGAUGAUGCAGAUUUAGCUACUACUGAGGUGAAUGAGAAGGUUGACGAGGAGGAAAAUGAGAAGGUGAAUGAAGAUGAAAAGGUUGAGGAAAGUGAGGAAAAGUUGGAUGAAAAAUCCCUCGAAGGGACAGAAACUGAGACAAUCCUGGCAAGCGGUGAAGUGAACAACAAUGACGAAGGAAGUGAGAUGCCAAAUGAUGAAGAAAAAACCUCCAUGGAGGAAGAACAAUCACCCACACCUCCUGACCACACAAAAACGGACGAGGAAGCGGAAGAGAGUGUGGAAAAGGAAGCAUUGGAGGUGCAAGAAGAAGACGAGCUGCAGGAUGGUGAUAAAACACCAGGCGGCUCCACUGUGGCGGAUUCAAUUAACCGAGAGCCAAGUGCUGAGUAUGAUGAGGUCAGGGCAGUCAGUGGGGGAAAGACACCCGUGGCUGACGAGGAGCAGCAAGAGAAGAACGACGACCAACCGGGUGGGGUGAUGGAGAUUGAGGGCAUCGUCCAGGGUGAACCAGCAACUGGUCAGCAAUCCGAAGGUGGUAAUCUCGUGGAUGACGAUGAGGCUAAUCAAGAGCAAAUGGAGAAGAUCAAAUUGGCCAUUGAGGGUGGAGAUAUGGAGUACCUGGCAGCGGUUGUCUUGAAUGGCGAAGGGAGGAAAUUAAUGGGCCUCGAGACAAAACAAGCUGAAAUUCAGGCAUUUCUUGACAAUGUCCCUGCUUACAUGGGAAAAAUCCGUCGAGUUCAUACAGCUGCCAGAGAAGGCAACUUGAGGGAUCUUCAAUCAGCCCUCGAUAGACGCAAAUUUGCAAUAGCAAAAGACGAAAUUUCCCCCAAUGGUGCAACUCCUCUGCACGUGGCCACAGUCUUUGGGCAUACGGGCAUAAUAAGGUACUUAGCAGGUCGUUUCCCGGAAACAAUGACUGCUGUGGAUGAGCAGAAGAGGACUGCUCUGCACUAUGCUGCUACAAUUCACGACAAUGGGCACUUUUACAAUCUCCUCGUGCACAUGGGUGCUAAUCCAAAGGCUCAAGAUGAGGAGGGCAAUACAGCCGAAUUCUACAUGUUGCACGAUCGCUCGGAAAAUAUCCUCUCACACAAGAUGCUGCUGCGGAAUUUUGGUGUUCAGGAGGAAAUGGCAGAUGAGAUGUUGAAUGAUCAAGUCCCGGAUGAUGUCCAUAGCGCACGGCGUCUUCUCGACGAUGCGGAUAUUCUGUCAACGCUCGAACGAUGCUUCAAAGUGAUUCACGAUACGAGCAGGGCGUCCUCAAUUGCAGAAAUGCCAGCGAGGAAUUCCAUUCCGGGUAGUAGGACGUCUGCACGGGUAACGAUUGUUAGCAAUCUUGCACGCUUCCUCAAGCGCAACGUCUUUGAUGUGGUUAAGCUGCGUCAGACGAAGUUGGAUCACAAUCUCUUUGAUAUCAUCUGGCCGGCAAUGAAGAAAACCCACCAGAUGCGUUUGAUAGACGAUGAUGCCGAUGCAGGCGUAGUUAUCCCUGAUUUUGACUGCUACGUCGUAUUCAGGGAAUUUCUCGUGCCUCUCAUUAAGGAUAUUCACUGCUUGGAUGUGUCGCAGAAUUUAAAACCUCAUCCUACAAGUAGUUUCUUCCCGGCUGGCUUACAAGACAACACCGCGAUGGAGGCAAAGACUGAUGAGUCUAACUUGGAACCGGAAGCACUCAAGGAGAUCCAUCUGAAUCUCGAUCCUGCGGGAAAAUGGAUAAGAUCGACUUUAGUUGAGUGCUGCAGGAAUUUAGAAGUCUUCGAAUUGCCGCUCAAUCUAACCGUUGCACAACUGGAGCAUGUUGAGAGGAUUUUGACGGGACGACUGCUGAGUAGGGACUUCUCGGAGGCAAUUGGGGAGGAAACUCUUGGGCAGUACUACUCAAUGAAUGAAGUUCUGGAAAAUCCUUCGGAGAUCAGGACAAUGCUUUCAGCUUAUGGGCUCUUGAUACCAUUGUUAGACCCCGAGGAUUCGGGACAGUUGUCGGAGUCAAUGGCACGGAAUGGGCAGUACUGGCCGUAUGGACGUGGAGUCUAUGUUAGUGCUUCGAAUGAUUUUGUUGCCUGGAUCAAUUGUCAGGAGCACCUGCGAAUACUCUGUUGUACACAGAGUGAAGCAGUUGCUGAUAUUGGCAUUGCCUUCUCCAAGGUUGGUAGAGCUGUUCAAUUCCUUGAUGCAAUCAUCAACUUCCGCAACACCUACUACCUGGGAAAUCUAACUGCACGGCCUUCAUACCUGGGCACUGGACUCAGGCUGUCCUACAACAUCUCCCUGCCGCACCUGAUGAAGGAAAGCGACAACCUCCGACAUUUGUGCGCAACACGAAGUUUGCAAAUGUCCAGACCACGAACGCACCUACUGCAAUCUGGGAUGAUACGUCUGAGCAACAAACAGAGUCUUGGGCUAACGGAAUGGCGUCUCUUCAUUGACUUUUGCACAGCAGCAGCGAAUAUCCUGCAACUGGAGAAAGAUCUCUCGUUAACGAACACCAAGCACAUUGCCACGAUGUUCGUUAAUAUUUUCCGCAAGAAGAAGCAUAGUCUUGCCGAAGCUGCAGCCACCAACAACUGAAGCACCUUCCUGUCCGUUUUU
Molecule: messenger RNA, 4575 nt
Organism: Lutzomyia longipalpis
Lineage: Eukaryota; Metazoa; Arthropoda; Insecta; Diptera; Psychodidae
Exons: 13
Coding region: 622-4554 (1310 amino acids)
Molecular function (GO): protein binding; kinase activity
Source: RefSeq, a predicted model, not a curated record